AUGACCGGAAGUAAAGUCAUCAUUGACAGGCAUAACCUUGGGUAUAGCAUUCUCGCAUUGGAAUUGGGAGAGACGCAUCUGCUUGUCAAAAUUGCGAAACGAUUUGAGAUCAUGUUCGGCAGUUCUGUGUAUGCUCAUAUUUUCGUCACAAACGCUAUAGGACAUAAGGCGGUCUUGCACGAUUGUCCACCUAGCCACUUUCACAAAUGUCUACCUCAAGAAGUCCAUGAGCUCCUCUGGUGGCUGGGACCCUCGAUAUCGCCAUCACUUGCAGCAUUUCUCCCCAGUGCUUCACCGCCUUACUCGACCCAUCUGACUGAGCAUAAACUUCUGAGUAUGCCCAGUCUUCGACAAGAUCGGCCAGCGUUGCUAGAACGACGAGCCUUGCCCAUAUGGAUGGUCAUCACGGGCAAGGUUUCUUCUAAGGUACAUUCUAGCAGUCUGAUGGCCGGACGGUAUUACAGUGCUGACUACAUAGACGGGACUUGGCUAUGGAGCUACACGUGCUACUCUCACUAUAUAGUCAACUUGUUUUUUCCUGAUGGGCCUGUAUCUGUGUUUGUACUAGUGUUAGGCACUGGCCCUCCAAAGUUAUCCAACCACCUGAAAGAGCGCAUGCUGGCCAAGGAGCUUCUCAGCGAGGCACGAGGCGCUACCUUCGUUCCCCCAUCUACUGAGGCAGAGAAAGCGCUUGCCAAGAUAUAUGCAGGCAUCUUCCACCUCGUGGAAAGCGAGAUGUCGGCGAGCGACAACUUCUUCGAACUCGGUGGGACUUCCAUUGAUGUCAUCAGGCUCAAGUGCGAAGGAGAGGCACACUUCGGCCUCCCUGAGAUCCCUACAAUCCAAAUCCUCAAGCACCCCGUUGUCUCCACCCUCGCCAACUAUGUGAAUGCCUCGCUCUCCAAGGAUAGCCGGACUGAGGAGUACGACCCCAUUGUUCCCCUCCAACUGACCGGCAACAAGACGCCUAUCUUCGUUCACCCCGGUGUUGGAGAGCCCGGACACCCCUUCUUCACCUCUAUGGACGAGAUGGUGUCUUGCUAUGCCGCAGCAGUCAAGAGAACUCAGGCCACAGGACCUUACACCAUCGCAGGCUACAGUUACGGCGGCAUUGUCGCAUUUGAAGUCGCCAAGCGGCUCGAGGCCAUGGCAUGGACCAUUGACAAGCAGCUCGAGGUGGUGUGGAAGUUGUCACCCCCUGAACGUCUUGUCGAGCUUCGGCUGACGGCUGGGAAGCUCGACCACUGGGUGGACAUUGCCGGGUCUAUGAUUGAGUGUGGAAAGGACUACAAUUCAUCAGGCUCAGUUUCUGCAGUCGAUGUUUUCUACGCUAUUCCCCUUCGCGGAAGCAUGGCUGACUGGCUGAACAACCAGCUCAAGCCAUGGUCUGGCUUCAGCUGCGGCGAGGCAUCAUAUACUGAUGUGCCUGGGCAACACUACAUGCUCAUGGACUUUGACCACGUCCCGCAGUUCCAGAAGAUCUUCCACAGCCGUCUCGAGGCUCAUGGCCUGUAAAUGUUAUAUCGACACAAU
This is a messenger RNA of Suillus clintonianus, 1533 nucleotides long. Its product is annotated as Alpha/Beta hydrolase protein. Gene Ontology annotation, molecular function: mannosyltransferase activity. The transcript has 13 exons. Gene Ontology annotation, cellular component: endoplasmic reticulum. Gene Ontology annotation, biological process: biosynthetic process. The record is from RefSeq and is a predicted model, not a curated record. NCBI's taxonomy places the organism in Eukaryota, Fungi, Basidiomycota, Agaricomycetes, Boletales, Suillaceae. The coding region runs from base 1 to 1515 and encodes 504 amino acids.